Anopheles merus is the source of this 816-nucleotide messenger RNA. RefSeq lists its product as uncharacterized. Bases 115 to 495 code for a protein of 126 amino acids. NCBI's taxonomy places the organism in Eukaryota, Metazoa, Arthropoda, Insecta, Diptera, Culicidae. The record is from RefSeq and is a predicted model, not a curated record. The transcript has 2 exons.
CGUUUCAGUCAGUUUGCAGAUUUCGGCGUGGUCAUAUCAAACCAAGUCAGACGCACCAUUCCGCUGAUGGUUCUAGAAUUCCGGAAGUAAAGCAGACGAGUAAAGCUGAAACCGAUGGCUGCAAGUGAACUAAACGUCGCAAGGCUCCACUUUCUGCUGGAAGUGUUCGAAGUAGCCGGCAAUCCCGAGAACGAUAGCUUGAAGUGGAGUGCGGACGGCAGCCUGCUAAUCGUGAACCUGCCGGCGCUGGCCCUGUAUUUGCAAUCGAUCAUCAGCGACCCCAAUCCGCUCGUCUGGUUUCUGCAGCAUCUGUGCGGGGCCGGCUUCGCGCAGUGCCCGCUGGAGGCGGUCGGCGAGGCGGAGUACAACGCACCGCCGGACCAUACGGUCCUUUUCUGGCAUCCGCACUUCCACCGCAAUCAUGCCUGGUUCAACUACCAAUGGAAUAGCGAGCACAGUCCGUCCCCGUGGCACGUACCAGACAACGAGGAGUAGAGCCUCACCAAUGAUAUCGGACCAAGUGGAGCAGCCGGUACAGCAGGGCGCCGAUCCUGCAAGACGUAAGAGCAACCGAACGCUCCGAUUCGAACGAAGCACAGAAACACACAGGAUGAAGACGAAAGCAUUCGGGACCGGCACGCCGUGCGCGCCGCCGCAAAGAACUUCUGCGCGAGCAAACGCAACGCAAAUUCCAGUUUUGUUACAGCAGCAUAACAUAUGAUUCGUGUGUAGGCUGUUAAUAAAGCAUAGUUUAUUGAUUCCAAAAAACCAACCUUUUAAGACGGCAGGAAACACAGUGUGAGAGAGUCAGAGCGA